This is a messenger RNA of Hipposideros armiger (great roundleaf bat), 511 nucleotides long. It is a transcript of the gene GML, whose product is annotated as glycosylphosphatidylinositol anchored molecule like. The transcript is spliced from 3 exons. The record is from RefSeq and is a predicted model, not a curated record. NCBI's taxonomy places the organism in Eukaryota, Metazoa, Chordata, Mammalia, Chiroptera, Hipposideridae. Bases 2 to 469 code for a protein of 155 amino acids.
AAUGAUGCUUCUCCAUGCCUUGCUCCUAGCCUUGGGGUUGACACUGGUGGAAACCUCGCAACCUGCACGACGCUGGACCUAUAAUCUGAAAUGCCAUGACUGUGCGACCAUAAACAACUUCAAUUGUCCAGAAGUUCGGGUGUGUGUCUAUGAAAUCAGGCGCUGUUUGACAGUCUCCAUUCGUUUGAACCCUCGCGAACUACUCAUUUACAAGAACUGUACAAACAACUGUACCUUUCUGUAUCCAUACCAAGUGCCUCCUGAAGCCCCUAAAACCGUGAAAACGAGUCAUUUCUAUUGGGUUCGUUGUUGUAGUACAAUGACUUGCAACGAAGGAGGGCCUACUCUGGAGAGGGACAUCUCCCCCGAUGAAAUAAUUGAGGAGGAGGUAGAAGGAACUGUGCCCUUGGGGGAGUCAACGUUUCUCCUGAGCUGCGCCUCCAUCCUCAUCAGCAACACGCUGACAUAGAAGCCCUGUCAUCAUCCCCCACCCCCACUUCCUCAAAGCAAG